GGCAGGGAGGAGGGAGCAGGGGCCCGGAGGAGACACAUGCGCGUUGCCACCGCCGCCGCGGAGCUCGGCUUCCCGAGGACAGGAAACCUCGGAGCCCAGCCACCGCUGCCGCCCGCCCGGCAGCCCCUUCGUGCGCUCGCCACACCCUCCUCCCGCGCCUCCCGCAUCCCGCGGCGGAACCCCGCAGGGCCUCAGCUGGAGCUGCCGAUUCCAUCCUCGCGGACUGCAACCGUGAGCCCCCCUGGGGCGGGGUGGGGGGGCCCCGGGAGAAGAUGGCGACGCCGGGAAACGAACCCCAGCCUUUCGUCCCUGCCCUCUCGGGGGCUGCUCUGCACCCCCAUCACCCCCAUUACCACCACCACCACCACCAGCAGCAGCAGCAGCACCACGGAGGAGCUGGAGCCGGCGGGGGCUCCGGGGGAGGCGGCGGCGGCGGGAGCUUCAACCUGCCCUUGAACCGGGGGCUGGAGCGCGCCCUGGAGGAGGCGGCCAACUCCGGGGGGCUGAACCUCAGCGCCAGGAAACUGAAGGAAUUCCCCAGAACCGCAGCCCCCGGCCACGACCUCUCGGACACUGUGCAGGCAGACUUAUCUAAAAACAGACUGGUUGAAGUUCCCAUGGAAUUAUGCCAAUUUGUAUCACUGGAAAUUCUCAAUUUGUAUCACAAUUGUAUCAGAGUCAUUCCUGAAGCCAUCAUAAAUCUGCAGAUGCUGACCUACUUAAACUUGAGUCGAAAUCAGCUGUCUGCCCUGCCUGCCUGCCUGUGUGGUCUGCCUCUCAAAGUCUUAAUUGCAAGUAACAACAAGCUCGGAUCACUGCCAGAAGAGAUAGGUCAGCUCAAACAGUUAAUGGAGUUGGAUGUCAGCUGUAACGAGAUCACAGCCUUGCCCCAGCAGAUAGGUCAGUUGAAAUCGCUGCGAGAAUUGAAUGUGAGAAGAAAUUACCUCAGGGUUUUACCACAAGAACUAGUAGAUCUUCCCUUGGUGAAAUUUGACUUUUCCUGCAAUAAAGUGCUCGUGAUUCCCAUUUGCUUUAGAGAGAUGAAGCAAUUGCAAGUGUUACUGCUUGAGAAUAACCCUUUGCAGUCUCCGCCAGCCCAGAUUUGUACAAAGGGCAAAGUGCACAUCUUCAAGUAUCUGAGCAUACAAGCCUGCCAGAUUAAGACAGCCGACUCACUUUAUCUUCAUGCAAUGGAGAAGCCACAUUUACACCAGCAUGUGGAAGACAGCAAGAAGGAUUCUGAUUCAGGUGUGGGAAGUGACAAUGGUGAUAAGCGAUUAUCUGCCACAGAGCCUUCUGAUGAAGACACAGUUAGCCUCAAUGUGCCAAUGUCAAAUAUCAUGGAAGAAGAACAGAUCAUCAAGGAAGAUUCUUGCCAUCGCCUUAGCCCACCAAAAGGAGAAUUUCAUCAGCAGUUUGAACCAGAGCCUUCCCUUGUGAGUGACAUUGCCAACUCAAGAGAAGAAAAAGACCAAUUUACCCAUGGAACAGAAGUUCUUCAUCCAAAAUUUAUAAACUAUAUUAAGGACAGAACGGAGGACUGUGAGGAACUGUUGCGGAUAGAAGAGGAUGCACACUGGCAAAGCGAAGGAAUAGUGAGUUCAUCCCAGGACCAGGAUGUGAAUAUAGCAAUGAUUGAACAGCUCAGAGAAGCAGUGGAUUUUCUCCAAGAUCCCAAUAGAUUAGGCACAGAUAUUACAGAAAGAAGUGUAAGCUUUUAUGAUAUGGAAUCAGAAGAAGCUUUAGAAUUACAAGAUCCUGCAAUAAAUGGUCAAAUUCAGUUGGAGACCUCUCCAGCGUGUGAGGUACAAAAUGAUCUAACAUUACAGAGUAACGGGAACCAGUAUUCUCCAAAUGAGAUUGGUGAGAACUCGCCUACAGUCUCUCCUACCACAAACAACGCCACUCCAUUUGGCCUGAAGCCUCGAUCAGCAGACCCAGCCCUCACUCUUCCUCCUAUCUCCUUCAACAAACUCACACAGGCACAAACAUGGGACAGCUCUAGCUACAGUGUUCCAUCAGAAGGAGACAGUGACAAUGUAUUUAUAAGACCUCAGAGAAAUUUGGAAUCUGUAGACCCACAGUUUACAAUUCGGAGGAAAAUGGAACAGAUGAGAGAAGAAAAAGAAUUGGUGGAACAACUCCGUGAGAGCAUUGAGAUGAGACUUAAGGUCAGCUUGCAUGAAGACCUGGGGGCUGCACUCAUGGAUGGUGUUGUCCUCUGCCACCUGAUCAAUCACAUCCGUCCACGAUCUGUCGCCAGCAUCCAUGUCCCCUCACCAGCAGUUCCCAAACUCAGCAUGGCGAAAUGCAGAAGAAAUGUGGAAAACUUUCUGGAAGCAUGCCGAAAAUUAGGAGUGCCAGAGGAAAAACUAUGUCUACCCCAUCACAUCCUUGAAGAGAAAGGCCUGGUCAAAGUGGGCAUUACGGUGCAAGCGUUACUAGAUGUAUCUGUAACCAAGAUUCUGUUCACAUGAAACCAACUCUUGUCCUUUUGGUCAGCUCCAUCUCUGCACCCAUCAGAGAUCCUGAACUCUGCUCUCAGCACCUUUUCACCCCACCCUCCCAUUCACUGCUGUCACUUCCCAGACUCUAAUUGCUUCGAAGGGAGGAUAUGAGGGAAGAUCAUCUACUUUUCAGAACUGACCUCCAAUCUUAAGACAUGACAGAUAUUUAUCUUGAAGCCAGUGAAGGGGCUGAUGAUGAAAAACUGAGCAACACAUCAAUGCCUUUUAACAGCCUCCUUCAUCCCUUCCACACUCACCCACUGCCAUUACCAAAAACACCAAUCGCAGCCAUUUUUUGCUACAAGAUGCAUUUGUUUUAUUAAAAAAAAAAUCAAACCUAAUGUGUAUUCUGUGGGUUGGGGCCGGGGUGGGGGAGACUCAAUCAGGUUUUUCACCACCAAAUUUUUCAAGAAGUUUCUUGAAGCCACUGCCUUUAAAAAAAAAAAACUAUUUUCAAUUUACAAAAAUAUUUAUAUGAAUAUUAUUUAUUAGUGAGUCAUUAUUCAUCCUUUGGAUGCAAAUUGUAAAUUAGGAAACUAUUUUAUUACUGCUUUUUUGUGGUUAAACGCUUUAUUUUAAUAUUAUAAAUAUUAUUUUCUAUCCUCUUUGGUGUGCUGAAGCUAGUUUUAGGUCUUAGUAAUCAUGUUUUCUGUCAUACAUAACUGAAAAAAAAAAAACAACUAAAAAACAGGUGCUUCUGUGACAAAAACUGUUUUCUGGGGAGGUAUUAUUUACACUUUGUUUUAUGGAACAUUGGUCUUAUAUUUAUAUUUCUGCAUUCCACACAGUUUCCUACAUUCCAGCAGUCCUGUUGUCCCAUAAUAUACUGAACUGACUGACAUUAAGAGAGCACCCCAAAAUUAUUUGUAAAUAGGUGUUGUGGAAAAAAAAAGAUAUAUUAAACUUGAAGAGACAAAUGUGAACAAUUAUUUUUUUUGGAUUCAUACGUAUUUUGCUAUGCAGAAAAUAUUCACAUUUUAACACAGAGAAGUAAAAAAGUGUUAGCAACUUGUGUCUUGAAGUACCAUUUUGCACUGUAACUUGGGUAAGUAAAGUCUAGCACCAAAGGUAGUUAGAUAAUAAGGAAAGAGUUUAGGAAAGUAGAGAUGGUAAGAAGCCUAUUGUUGAACUAAGAUUUUCUUUAAGGGUAGCUUCAGCUUAGUCAUGGAGAGUCAUUUAGGCACAUAGGACCUGGGUCAGGAAACCAACACUUCCUGUAACUGCCAAUUUAAAAAGACAUUUCUGAGAUGGACACAUGCUUAUUUUAUUGUGACUUAGCUGGUGGUUUUCAGAGAAGUACAUGCAAUACCGCAAGAUACAUGAUCUCAGGUGUGUAACUGCAAAAGCAAGCCGGUAAAUGGGAGGCAGCAGCCUACCAUAUCAAGGCAGGUUAAGGGGAAGGCUAUGUAAGUGGGGUUUGUGAGCUGAGUUUGUGAGAUAAAGUGAUGAAGAACAGUGGCAUCACAGGAAGGGUCUGGGAGAUUGAUACAUGACUUCUCAGAACACAACCACCUCUUCCAGCUGUGAUUACCAACAUCCCAAAGUCUUGUGAAUGCUGACUGCCUCUUCACCUCUGUGAAAAGCCAUAGAGCAGCAGCAGCCACCACAAUUAGUAAAACAAGCACAAUGGGGAAGACACAGAUUUAACACCAGCUAAAGCCAUGUCUGCCCUGUGCUCUGAGCAAGGUGGAGGAAUGACUAAAAAUGGUCAUUUGGAUUGGUAGCUAGCAGUUAUUUCCUAUCAGACGUACUGUGCACUUUAACCUAACUUAAAACAUAUUUUAAUAUUUUCCUGUCCUGCACAAAUACCUGUGUUGUCAAGUAGCAUAGAGAUGUAAGCGAGAGAGAUAUGUUUGAACAAGAGUGUAUUCAGUGUAAGAAACCCUCAGAGGUUGGUUAUAAAAAAUAGGAAUUUAGAUUGCUGCACCUGGAUGGGCAUUCAGAAUGUAGGGUCCUGAAAUACAUUUUUAACUGUAUAUAUGGCAAGAUGAAGUGCUAUAGUCAUUGAGAGAUUUUUUUUUUCAAAAUUAAGAUAUUAACCUUUGGUAUUUUCAUGAUGUUGGCUGUAUAAUACAAAUGGCUUUGAUAUUCUGUAAAAAAUGGCUUUAUUUUCCUUUAAAAAUCAGUCCUUGUAUGGCUAAGACAUCUUCAAGAUCCUUGUACACUGUAUAUAUAUGUGCAAUAAAAUGUGCAUGACCAGCUGACAGUAUAAGUGGAUGGAAUGUACAUAGUGCAAAUGCCCUGCCUUUUAUUAUUUAAUAAUCAUUAAAACUUUUAAUUUUUACAAA
Erinaceus europaeus (western European hedgehog) is the source of this 4795-nucleotide messenger RNA. It is a transcript of the gene LRCH1, whose product is annotated as leucine rich repeats and calponin homology domain containing 1. The coding region runs from base 273 to 2477 and encodes 734 amino acids. The transcript is spliced from 20 exons. Lineage: Eukaryota; Metazoa; Chordata; Mammalia; Eulipotyphla; Erinaceidae. The record is from RefSeq and is a predicted model, not a curated record. Gene Ontology annotation, molecular function: protein binding.